This is a messenger RNA of Colletes gigas, 384 nucleotides long. RefSeq lists its product as uncharacterized. The transcript has a single exon. The coding region runs from base 1 to 384 and encodes 127 amino acids. The record is from RefSeq and is a predicted model, not a curated record. NCBI's taxonomy places the organism in Eukaryota, Metazoa, Arthropoda, Insecta, Hymenoptera, Colletidae.
AUGACCCAGGUAUUCACGGGACACGGAUGUUUCGGGGAAUACCUGUGGCGUAUUGGGAAAGAGGCAACUACAAGGUGCCAUCAUUGCGAGGUCCUACAGGACUCGGCGCAACAUACACUAGUAGCCUGUCCGGCGUGGGCUGGAGAGCGUCGAGUCCUGACUAGGGUGGUUGGUGACAACCUGACGUUAGAGGUGCUGAUUGGCCGCAUGUUGGAUAGCCAAGACGCGUGGGAGGCGGUGUCUGUCUUCUGUGAAGCAGCGAUGCAACAGAAGGAGGCCGCGGAAAGAGAAAGAGAGAGUAGAGGAGAUCCUCAUCGCAGAGGAAGAGUUGGAAGGGGCAGAUGGAGAGGGAGGAACAGGCCGGUGGCGCCUCCCGACCCCUGA